Molecule: messenger RNA, 1414 nt
Organism: Schistocerca piceifrons (Central American locust)
Lineage: Eukaryota; Metazoa; Arthropoda; Insecta; Orthoptera; Acrididae
Product: venom carboxylesterase-6-like
Exons: 9
Coding region: 155-1414 (419 amino acids)
Source: RefSeq, a predicted model, not a curated record
GCCGCCAGUAACAAAAACCGCGUGGUCAGGCGUUCUGGACGCCGUCCAGAAGCCGCCAAAAUGUCCACAGUAUGGAACUGGCGACGAGGACUGCCUCUACCUCAAUGUCUUCGGCCCCGAGAGGCCGUCAGAGAACGGGACGCUUAAAACUGUCAUGGUGUGGAUCCACGGUGGGUGCUUCACUGGAGGAACUGGCAGCGACGCCAUACCGGAGUACUUUGUGGACCAGGACGUGGUCUUCGUGAACAUAAAUUAUCGCCUGGGAUUACUUGGUUUCCUUAGCACAGGCGACGAUGUUGUGCCCGGAAAUAUGGGUCUUAAGGACCAGAUGGAGGCACUGCGAUGGGUGCAGAGGAACAUAGCAGCGUUUGGUGGCGAUCCCCAGCAAGUAACCAUCUUCGGCGAGAGUGCAGGGGGAGCGUCGAUUCAUUACCACAUACUGUCUCCUCUGAGCAAAGGCCUGUUCCAGAAAGCCAUAGCGAUGAGUGGCACAGCACUGAGCCCGUGGGCGUUCUCCAGGAACGCCACGGACAGGGCGCUCCGGUUCGCCAGACACCUCGGCUACACAGGGACGGGCUCAGCCGACCUGGUCAACUUCCUCAAGACUGUGGACGCCUACACCCUUGUGGAUGACAUGGGCAGCGCUCUCUCGGAAGAGGACAGCGUGAGUCUGUUCACCUGCAUCUGGGCGCCCAGCAUUGAACCGCAGAGCGAGUCAGCGAUGCUGACUGAAGAGCCGUGGACGCUGGUGGCCGGGGGUCGCUACACUUACGUCCCUUUCAUGGCGGGAAGCUGCGACCUUGAGUCGCUUAAAUCAACACAAACCGGAGGAACACUGUCUACAGAAGAGCAAGUAAGCAACCUGAACGAAAACUUUGAGGAAAUUGUUGCCUGUGACAUACGACUACCGACGAGGGAAGAACAGUUGGCUGCCGCUCGUUCCGUCAAAGAAUUCUACUACAACGGCAGCGACAUCACCUUGCAGGAGAACUACACCACAGCUCUGUUCUCUUCACACCUUUUCUUCGUGGAAGGGGUGGACACAGUUACCAGAAGCAUGGCCCGCUAUUCCUCGGAGCCGGUGUUUUACUACGAGUUUGCAUUCAACGGCGCUCUCAGCCAGUAUCCUGGAGGUCCAGGGGCGUCUCAUGGUGAUGAUACACUGUACCUGUUUCCAGCAUCGCAACCCGAUCCAAAAUCGGAUAGUGCUCUUAUCAGAGACCAGAUGACAGCUAUGUUUGCCAAUUUCGCUAAAUACAAUAAUCCUACCCCUGAGUUGGGCUCCCUGGUGACGGAGGCGUGGCCAGAGUAUGACGAGUCCUCACGCAGCUACCUGGUGUUGGCGGAGCCUCUGAGAACGGCCAGCGACAUGUUUGGCCCCUACAUGACCUUCUGGCAUGACUUGCUGCCUUAG